UGUAUCUAGGCCACACAAAGCAGGCUGUGGGUUCAUUGUUGCGCCUACCAGCAGGUCUGUCUCUGCCCCAGGGACGAGGCCUCUCCACACAUCUCCAGACUGUUCACCAUGCAUCUUACUCAGCUCAACCGUGAGUGUCUUCUCCACCUUUUCUCCUUCCUGGACAAGGACAGCCGCAGAAGUUUGUCUCUUACCUGUCGUCAGCUCCGGGAGGUCUACCUUGACCCCUGUCUGUGGAACCUACUCCACUUUAGCUCCCCUUGUCAGCUCAGAUGGGACAACUAUGUGCUUGGACCCUCAUUGCGUUACUUAACUAUAUGCUGGUAUUCCAGCAGAGUCCAACUUGUGUGCAACAUUGAGGACUGGUUGAAGAGUUCAUUCCAGAAGGAUAUCUGCAGCAAACAUGAGAGCCUGGUCAGCACUUUCCUGGCCCAUGUGUGCCACAUGUGUCCAAACCUUCUUGCCCUGACACUGUCCGGCUGUGCGCACAUCACCGACCAGGACGUGGUCUCAGUGCUGCAGUGCUGCAAGAAGCUGCGCAUCCUCCGCCUGGAAAACUGCGUCCGCAUCACAGACCGCAGCCUGCAGGCUGUGGCAGAGCAUGGGGACAGCCUGGAGGAGGUAAGAGUGGAUUUCUGCAGAAACAUCACUCAGGCGGGGCUGCAGAGCUGUAAGGAGAUGAGACCAGGCAUCCAGCUGAGUGCGGAGAGGAGUGCUGAUAUGAUUCCUGAUAGCAAGCCUGAGGAGAAGGAGCCACUGCAAAAAGCUUUACAGAAAUUCCUCCUGUACUCCUGAAGAAUGCUCUGACACCUUUAUAUGAGGACUUUGCACUGAUAAAUUUUCCCCCUUUUUGGAAUUUUUUUGUAAAUUAUUCUU
This is a messenger RNA of Cyprinodon variegatus (sheepshead minnow), 876 nucleotides long. RefSeq names its product F-box and leucine-rich repeat protein 22 (gene fbxl22). The record is from RefSeq and is a predicted model, not a curated record. Gene Ontology annotation, biological process: SCF-dependent proteasomal ubiquitin-dependent protein catabolic process. The coding region runs from base 109 to 795 and encodes 228 amino acids. Gene Ontology annotation, molecular function: protein binding. Gene Ontology annotation, cellular component: SCF ubiquitin ligase complex. The transcript is spliced from 2 exons. NCBI's taxonomy places the organism in Eukaryota, Metazoa, Chordata, Actinopteri, Cyprinodontiformes, Cyprinodontidae.